AUGGCAUUUGGAUCCGGAGCGCUUGUUUUUGCUGUGGCAACUUGGCCAGCCCACAUAGCAUGUGCACAUCCUUGGAAGGUAUGGAAGAGGGCCACGCAGCUCUACGGCGAGUCGCUCUUCCGGCUGGCUGCUUCCACGUACGGUCCGCACCCAGGCUGCGGUCCGGCCUGCAAGGAGCGGUGUACCAACGUCGUGCUGCAGAUCAUCUGCGCUAUGAUUGGAGCUUGCCUUUACCUCGCCCUGAAUCGGUGGCUGGAGAACCUUGGCAAACCUGAGCAGCAGCAAGCGGCCCAGUGCGACACCCGAAGCCUGCGGAGCCUGGAGCUCGGUGUCGGUGCCGGCAUCGAGACGGUCCCGGAAACUAGCCCGCUACCGCCCAUCGCCGCGCUGUCGUCGCUGCGGAGGGCCUCCACUUUCCACGAAGACGACACCGGAGAGGUGACCACAAGCUCUGGCAAUGUGGCUUUGUCCAUGUGGUUGGGGAUGAUGCUCGACGGCAUUCCAGAGGCCCUUAUGCUGGGAUUCAUGACCAACGAGGGUGCUGUGACAUUCUCCUUCCUGGUAGCGAUCUUCAUUGCCAACUUCCCAGAAGCCUUUAGCGGUGCCAGCCUCUUGCUGGGGCAGCGCAUGGGCGUGUGGAGGAUUAUGGCGAUGUGGCUGAUUCUUUUUUCGUUGACUGGGCUGCUGGCAAUGAUCGGAUCACUCAUCAUGCCUGCCAAUGUCGAGCGGGGAUCUGACUUGGCGCAGAAGCGUGACAAGGUCACGGCCUGUAUGGAGGGCCUGACGGGUGGCGCCAUGCUGGCCAUGGUCUCCACGGCAAUGCUGCCAGAAGCUUUCAAGGGUGCUGGAGACAGAGCCGGGCUCCUCUUUGUCCUGGGCUUCGGCCUCUCCGUAUGGAUUACCUGCUUGGGCUACCGCUUCGGCAGUCCGCAGCAGAUGGCAGAAGGCUCGUCUCAAUCUGCUUUGCCGCCACUACACGACCACACGCCCAUGAGCAGACCUAGGCAGUUGCCUUUCUUCAAGGGAAGCUGCGCAGCUGCUGCCUGCCCGUGGUGUCCUUACGAGUUGAAGCUUCCUACAAACGGUUGGGCUUCUUUCGAGCUUGGAAUCAACUGUCAUGACGCAGAUCACCUGCCAGUUAUGCGGCAAAGCUUGCUUCUGAGGGCACACUCGUCGGGCGACAGCAUCGUGAAAGGCUGCACCUGCAAUGAUGGCGACUGGGUUGGCAAGCCCUUCUACGCUGGAAGCUGCACAGCUUUCGACUGCGACGCGGGCACUGGUUCCUCCUGCAAGACGUGCGUGGACCAACCAAAGCGAAAGCAGGACAACCAUUGCUCCAGCUGCAACGAUGGCUACACCAUCUUCGAGCCUCAGUGCAAGGUUAUGGCCAGCGAUCAGAAGUGUGGAGGACCAACUUGCGCGAAGGCCUGCAAGGGCGACAAGUGCGGCUUCAAAUGUGCCGGGACGUUGGCCGGCCAGGAGGAGUGUGCGGCGCAAUGCCAGGGUGAGCAGUGCGGCUUCCAGUGCAGCGGUGGGAACUGCGCAUCCACAUGCCAAGGCAACCAAUGCGCCUACGAGUGCCAAAGCACUUCCUCGGAUGUUCAGCAAUGCGGCAAGGAAUGCAAAGGUUUCGAGUGCGGCUACUAUUGCCAGGGCGCUGAGUGCGCACGCAGCUGCUCCGGCGAUCGUUGUGGUGCGUACUGCAGCGGCGAGUAUGGUCAGUUAGGGAACUGCGCGGCCAAGUGCGUGGGCAGGCAGUGUGGUUUCGAGUGCAUUGGCCACCAGUGCGCUGCAGAAUGCCAGGGCAGCCGAUGUGCCUACCGAUGCCAGGGUGAUCUUCAGGAGAUCGGCAGCUGUGGCCUCAAGUGCCAAGGACCCGAGUGCGCCUUCAGCUGCCAGGGCUCGGCCUGCGCUCAGCAAUGCACAGGUGACCGAUGCGGCAAGAGCUGCCAGAGCGGCACCAGUGGCGACCAGAGUUGUGCGAAGCAGUGCAAAGGCGAACAAUGUGGUGCUCUGUGCGUGGGGGCGACCUGCGCCAAAAGUGCAGCGGAAAGCUGGAGGAUGUGGAGACAUGCGGUGCCGGCUGCAAGGGAGUGGGCUGCGCGGCAUCGUGCCAAGGCAGCGAGUGCGCCCAGGGGUGCACAGGAGAGCGAUGCGGUGCCGGCUGCAGUGGCACCUCUGGCAGCAAGUCCCACUGUGCCGCGGGCUGCGUCGGGCGCCGUUGUGCGGCGAACUGCAAAGGCACAACCAAUCUCUGCAGUUUCGUGA
Messenger RNA from Symbiodinium sp. CCMP2592, 2268 nucleotides. NCBI's taxonomy places the organism in Eukaryota, Dinophyceae, Suessiales, Symbiodiniaceae. The record is from the annotation of a GenBank genome assembly.